UUGUAUUUGACCCCAAAGUUUCUUGGGAGUUCUUUCUUCUAUGCAAUCAAAACCAAAUUAACUCCGUCGUGUUAAACACUUAGGCCUACCAGUUUUUCUAUUAACCUCUGUUAUCCAGGUCUGGUUUCUUUGUCUCUCAUGUAAUAUUUAAUGAAAUGCAAUACUAACUGAAUGGAAUCGGUGGGGAAAAUCGAUAUCCGUUUAUUUCAGCGCGUCCAAGUUAUGAUUUACAGCCGUCUGUAAACCGCCUCCUUCCCCGGGCGCCCCCUCGGUCACCCAACCUGUCGCUCUUAUGUCAAUACACGCCCCGGCCUAUAUUACUUCAAAACCCGUUCAUCAUUUCAUUAAAUUACAACACCGAGACUUUCACUGAAUAAAGAACGAGAAAAUCAGUCAGGCUGUAGCCUCUUCCAGCAAAUCCAGAACCAUCUACUUGCAACCUUUGUGACAGUAUCUUUUCCAACAUGGCAGCGAUGGGCACUCAUGGGACAAUUGUUGUAUCUGAGAGCUUCAACCCUGAGGCAGAUGCCAAGAAGCUGAGGGCAGCCAUGAAGGGAAUAGGCACCAAUGAGGGGGCCAUUAUUGAGGUGCUGGCCCACCGCACCAAUGCACAGAGGCAGCUCAUCAAGGAGGCUUUCAAACGUUCAUUUGGGAAGAACCUGGUGGAUGAAUUGAAGUCGGAGCUGUCUGGAAACUUUGAGAAAGUGGUACUGGGUCUGUUGAUGCCGUCCCCUGUCUAUGACGCCUACGAGUUGAAAAAUGCCAUUAAGGGAGCUGGGACAGAGGAAGCCUGCCUCAUUGAAAUCCUAGCCUCUAGAAGUGGUGAAGAAAUAGAGGCUAUUAAAGCCACAUACACCAAAGAAUAUGGCAGGAGCCUGGAGGAGGAUAUCUGUGGGGACACUUCCGGAAUGUUCCAGAGAGUCCUGGUGUCCCUGUUGACGGCUGGACGCGACCGAGGCUCCUUCGUCAAUGAGGCGCAGGCCUUGCAGGACGCCAAGGACAUUUUUGAGGCUGGAGAGGCCCAAUGGGGCACAGACGAGGCUACAUUCCUGACCGUGCUGUGCGUUAGAAACAGGAACCACCUCCUCCGAGUGUUUCAGGAGUAUAAGAGGAUCUCUGGCCGGGACAUUGAAGAGAGCAUCAAGAGAGAGAUGUCUGGCAAUCUGGAGAACAUCUUCCUGGCUAUAGUAAGCUGCAUCAGGAAAAAGCCGGCCUUCUUCGCGGAGCAGCUCUACAAAUCCAUGAAGGGGGCAGGCACCGCCGACAGCACCUUGAUCCGAAUCAUGGUGUCCCGUGCCGAGGUCGACAUGAUGUACAUUAAACCGGAGUUUGCCAUGUUGUGUGGCAAGAGCCUCCACUCCUACAUCAAGGACGACACUUCAGGUGAUUACCGCACCAUUCUGCUGGAGCUCUGCGGCGGAGGGGGCAAAUGAUUGACCCUGGGGCAGCUGUGAUGUCAUUACUGUCGGUGACCAGAGGCUCCCAGAAGUCUCUCCUUUUCCAUUACCUUGAUUAUUGAUGCGUUUUUCUACUACU
Molecule: messenger RNA, 1536 nt
Organism: Paramormyrops kingsleyae
Lineage: Eukaryota; Metazoa; Chordata; Actinopteri; Osteoglossiformes; Mormyridae
Product: annexin A4-like
Cellular component (GO): plasma membrane; nucleus; cytoplasm
Molecular function (GO): calcium ion binding; calcium-dependent phospholipid binding; phosphatidylserine binding
Source: RefSeq, a predicted model, not a curated record